This is a messenger RNA of Manduca sexta (tobacco hornworm), 4002 nucleotides long. RefSeq names its product WD repeat domain phosphoinositide-interacting protein 3. The coding region runs from base 111 to 1157 and encodes 348 amino acids. Lineage: Eukaryota; Metazoa; Arthropoda; Insecta; Lepidoptera; Sphingidae. The transcript has 6 exons. Gene Ontology annotation, molecular function: protein binding; phosphatidylinositol-3-phosphate binding; phosphatidylinositol-3,5-bisphosphate binding. The record is from RefSeq and is a predicted model, not a curated record. Gene Ontology annotation, cellular component: phagophore assembly site membrane; cytosol; extrinsic component of membrane. Gene Ontology annotation, biological process: nucleophagy; protein lipidation; protein localization to phagophore assembly site.
CAUCCCUUUUAAUUGUUGUCAACCAGUGGUCGAGUAUUUGUCAAAUUGCCGCAAAAGUUUUGUCUGUAAAUUUUGUUGUUUAGCUAUUGAUAAAGUAUCGUAUUCCCGAGAUGAAUUUGUCAGAUGAUAAUACGUUCGGUAACGGGCUUUUGUACGUCGGUUUUAACCAGGAUCAAGGUUGCUUCGCUUGCGGGACGGAGAAUGGAUUUCGUGUUUUCAACAGUGACCCUCUUAAAGAGAAAGAGCGCCAAAAUUUUGCGGAGGGAGGUCUGUCUUACGUAGAGAUGUUGUUUAGGUGUAACUACAUGGCGCUCGUAGGGGGUGGAAAAACCCCCGUGUACCCCCCCAACAGAGUGAUAAUAUGGGACGACUUGAAGAAGGAUUCGGCGAUAUCGCUAGACUUCAACAGUCCAGUAAAAGCGGUUAAACUGAGACGCGAUCGUAUUGUUGUUGUUUUAGAGAACUUAAUAAAAGUGUACACAUUCACCGCCCAGCCGCAGCUGCUGCAUGUGUUUGAGACAUGCCAAAACUCUCGGGGCUUAUGUGUUGUGUGCCCAAACAGCAAUAAUGCAUUACUGGCAUAUCCCAGCCGCAAAACAGGACAUGUGCAACUUGUAGAGCUAAGCAGUCAUGCAGGACCCAGCUCAGCUCCGGAAGGUCACCUCAUCACGGCACAUGAGGCACCGCUCAGCUGCCUUGCCCUUAAUGUGGGGGGCACAAGGUUGGCAACAGCAUCCACAAAAGGCACCCUCAUCAGGGUCUUUGACACAGUGACAGGACAGAAGCUGGCAGAACUAAGGCGAGGUGCCCAUCAGGCGACAAUAUACUGCAUAAACUUCAACCACUCGAGCACGAACCUGUGCGUGACGUCAGACCAUGGCACGGUGCACGUCUUCAGUCUGGAGGACGACAAGCUGAACAAGCAGUCCACGCUAGCCACAGUCAACUUCCUGCCCAAAUACUUCUCCAGCAAUUGGAGUUUUUGCAAGUUCACAAUACCCAACGGUCCGCCGUGUAUCUGCGCUUUUGGUGUUGAUAAGAGUUCUAUUAUAGUUAUAUGUGCUGACGGGUCAUAUUAUAAAUACAAGUUCAACGAAAAAGGAGAGUGCACCAGGGACGUAUACGCUCAGUUCCUGGAGACGUCAGAGGACAGAUAAACGCACGGCGACCCUCCACAGGCAACGGAGUGUAUGUAUUGUGCAUAUGAUGUGGCCCCCAUGUUCAUAAUUUUAUAUUUUUACAUUAUAAAGUCGGUGUCAACUGUUUAAUAAUUGUAUUUUAGCUGGCAAACAACUGAGCAAGCUCCUGCUUGAUAGUUGUUGACCGUAAGAGUAGCUAUACGCACGUCAAACCCCACACCAUGUGUAGUGUGUUCAAGUGGUUUGCUGGCUAUUAUGCUGUAGGAGACAUAUAGAUAUUUUAUUCUUUAUGAAUUGACUCUCAACUAUUCUACUUGAGAAACGUAUCCGUGUCAGGUGUUGGUAUUUACGCAUCAAAGGUAACAUGAACCGUGUUCAAUUGACACCGUAAUGUCACACCUUGUUGAUUACGUCACAGUACUUCGGCGAAUUCUUGGCGUUAAUGUUUGAAUUUUUUUUACUUGCGAAUAUUCACUUACAUAAAAUAUAACGAACUAUAAUAUUAAUUUAUACAUUACGCAAUUGAUUAUUUUCUAUAGCCGUGUAAUUAUGAUCUUGAUAAAUAUUGAAUUAAUUUGCCAGGUAUUGUGAAGUAAGUUUAAAUAAAUUGUUUAGGGUUGUUCAUACGGCACUAAUUUAGUCUGACGGUAAGACGUGUGUAGACAUAUUGAUUGGGUGCUAGUGGACAUGUCCAAUGUAAUGGACAUUCACAUCGGUACGCUCACUGUAAGUUUGUGUGAUCGUUUUGGACUUGUCGGUCUACAGAUCGACUGACGGUCAGCGCUGACGGAAUAGAUGCCGAUGAGACUUAUUGAAAUUCAACAUUAUGUUCUUUUAUAUAAGAUUGGCUUUAGUAUAACAAAUAAGGGGGCUCGAAAAUAGUUAAUUCCUUUAGUUUUAAUUCCAGUCGUGUAUUAAAAAGACAUAAGGUUUAGUCUUAAUUGUUAUUGGAAUCAAUGUUGCGCCGUGGCGUCCGUCGGCGCUGACGCUAAAUUAAAAUUUAUUACGAUGUUAUAAACUUUUGUUACUAUGUACGGAAUGUCAGAGUAUAUUAAAAGACCAUAUCAAAAGGACGACUAUAAGUAAAAUAAUAUUGAUUUAUAUAUGAAACAAUAUAAGAAUGAACAUAAUUUUAAUGAGAGGCUAUGUUUCCUUGUUGGAUGUAAAUAUUUUCAUUAUUAUUUCGUGGAUAAGAAUCUAUUCAAAGAUAACUUCCGAACGUAAUUUUUAUUGAAUAUUGUGAAUCUUUUGACUGUAAAAUAUUAUUGCUUGAACCUUUAUAGAAAGCCUUUGUAUCAGCUUCUUAAAUGUUCGUUUUAUGUAUUUUAUCGAAGUAGCUUGGUCAAUGUUGAAAAUAUAAAAUAUAUUAUUUUCUCUAUUAGUUAUUGUAAAUUAUGUUAAAUACUUUACGUACGUACAGCCACGUUUUAAACUGUAUAUUGAGCAAUUUACAAAAAAAUAAAAUGCCGAAAUUUAGGGUAAAUCAUACUAAAUAUAGAAUGAUAAAAGAAUGCAUGUAUUAGUAUGUACUUAAAAAAUACAGAAAUAUUAAUUGCCCCAUUAAUUUAAAAUAUUUUUUUACUUUUCUUAUGACACUCUCACAGGUUUGGUGCCUAAAAAAAGUAAUUUUGAUAUAUUACGAAGUGAAAAAGUUUUUAUAAAUAUGCCAAAGUAAUAACACCAUUUCAUAUUUUUGAUCUCAUGAAAUCUAAUUUGUUUGUGAUUUGGCUGUAUCUGUUUUAUGUUUAUGGUUCAGUAAUUUAUUCAUAAUAAAAUGCGAAAGAUAACUUAUAUUUUAGUCCUAUUUGAUUCUCCACAUGAGACAAGUAACCCCAGAGAUCGUAGCCAUAAUGCCUUUCUACAAAUGUUAACGCAAAAAGAAAAUAUAUGUAUGGGAAUGACAUAUCUAAACGAUAAGUUUGCCUUUAGGCUAUGUAAUUUCUAUACAUAACGUUAGCGAUAACGAUUGUAGACAGGAAUCUUGGCUACAGCCGCAGAUAUCCAUAGGACAGAAUGGCCGGUCCACGUAAACCGCCUUGAAGUUAGUCACGAGCUGUGUUGGAAUUAUUUAUUGACUAACUUGACUAGAGAGUGACGAUGUAUAAAGGGUGAAGUGCCUAACUUCAGUCGGCCACCUUAGACCGUUCAUACAGUUAUAUUGUACUUUGUCGGCUUUAUGAUUACAUCGGAUAAUUAUGUUGUAGUCGGCGCUUUUUGGUCUAUGUUUUAAUUUUGAUUGCGGCGCAAAAUAAUUGACCAGAACGACUGUUUGUUUGUUGUUGUCGAGUGGAUAUUUGCCAUUUAAUCGUGGUUAGCGCUGCAUAUACGGACGCACGUGUCGGGAGCCCUAAAGGGUAGGGAGGAGGGGUAUCCGGUAACACCUAGUGAAUAGACUAAUAAUAUACUCUAGCUAUCGAAUGGAAGAGUGUGAGAUAAAGCAAAUGUGUGGCCAAUAAUCUGUUUCUUGUAUUCGGAUUGACAUUUAAAGAAAAGAGACAGAAAUAAUUGGCGAAUUACGUUACAUAUGCUUUUAUACAGGGUGGUAACUUUUGUUAGGAAUUUGCUUUGUCGAUUCUUUGUACGUGUGCCGCAGUCAGCGUUAAAAUACUUGAUGGCUUAUGAAAUUUAUUGAGAUUUUGAUACGGAGUGCAACUAGUAACGAACGCCAGUUGUUCCGAGCUUUGUCGACGCGUCCGCUACUCUCGUUUAUAAAUGAAACGUGUAAUAUAAUUUUGUUAGUGAUCUGUUUUAUAAUCAGUUUAUUGACGAUGAAUUUUAAUGUUAAUUACUUUUUUUUAUUUGUUAACCAUAUCGUCCUUAUUGUAAUCAAUUUCUUUUUUCAAUAAAGUAUGUAUAUUUUUUA